AUGUCUGGAUUUGAACUAUUGGGAGUCUUCUCGGCUGGAAUCCAGCUAGUCGAGAGUAUUCAGAAGCUGAAGGCCUUCUGCGGAAGCAUCAAAAAUGCACCAACCACCCUCCAAGACCUCAUCUUCGACCUUGAGACCAUGGGCUUGUGUCUCGACCAGCUCGAACGAAGUCAACCUGCCGCUCAUCCACCACUGCUUACGCGUUGUCUUGAUCGGUGCCGCGUCUCCACCUCGAGAAUACAGGUGAUCGUUGACAAGAUACAAAGCGUAAGCGUGAAACGCGCACUUCUGAGCAGAUUAUAUACAGCACUCAAAGACCCAGACAUCGCAAGACUGCUGGGCGAGCUGGAGCAGGCCAAGUCCACCUUGAGCCUGUCUCUGAUCACAUACAAUUCGCAAAAGCAGUCGGCUAUGGAGAACACUCAACUUGCCCGAAUGGAGCAACAAAGCGUGCAGCUGCAACUGAUCUGGACUCAGACACAAGCCAAUAGCAUUGCGCUGGCAAAGAUACCGCAUUCGUCCGUUUCUCGUCCCACCGCUUCGGACAGCGAUGGUCAGCUGCGAAUGGAGCCAAGCCAGCGAACCUACGGAGAACGUGCGAACUCGAGCAAGAAGGCCCAUGGGAGCCAUUUUUCCAUUCGCCUUCCUCGGUGGAUCUGUUCCAAAAUCUGGAGUGUCUCUCUGACGCAAGCACAAUCUGGCUGGAAUCUGAAGUUGCGGAUCUUCACGCCUCGUCCUGCGAUGUCAGAGGUCUUCUUCCGAUGCAUGACAGGCGACAUCAGAGCUGUUCAACAAAUGAUUGCCGACGGCGAAGCCAGUCUGUCCGACUGCAGCGCAGACAUGUUUAUGUUUGAACCCCAUAAGUACAUAAACGUCGGAUUCUUCGCUGCAGUUCUUCCUGGAGUGCAGCAACGCGCUUGA
This is a messenger RNA of Zasmidium cellare ATCC 36951, 921 nucleotides long. RefSeq lists its product as uncharacterized. The record is from RefSeq and is a predicted model, not a curated record. NCBI's taxonomy places the organism in Eukaryota, Fungi, Ascomycota, Dothideomycetes, Mycosphaerellales, Mycosphaerellaceae. Bases 1 to 921 code for a protein of 306 amino acids. The transcript has a single exon.